This is a messenger RNA of Histoplasma capsulatum G186AR, 1592 nucleotides long. Its product is annotated as deubiquitination-protection protein dph1. Gene Ontology annotation, biological process: ubiquitin-dependent protein catabolic process. Gene Ontology annotation, molecular function: polyubiquitin modification-dependent protein binding. Gene Ontology annotation, cellular component: cytosol. NCBI's taxonomy places the organism in Eukaryota, Fungi, Ascomycota, Eurotiomycetes, Onygenales, Ajellomycetaceae. The coding region runs from base 171 to 1592 and encodes 473 amino acids. The transcript is spliced from 2 exons. The record is from RefSeq and is a predicted model, not a curated record.
UCACAGCCGCUUCAGUGACAGAUUUAGCCGACAUUGCCUCUGCCAACUCUCCACGUCUCUUUGUAUGUCAUAUGACAUCUUGAUUUCGUCCUCUAGUUGGGUAGUAUAGCGUUGUUCAUCCUUCAGCUCCUCCCUCCUCUUCCCCUCACUGCUUACUUGGCCCUGUUACCAUGGCGGAGGAUAGUUCUCCGGGGGAGCAAUCGCCCAUCACCUUCCACGUCAAAUCUUCAAAUGAUGUCAAAUACACUCUGACGCUGGAUCCGUCGACUACUAUAGCUGAUCUCAAAGCAAAAUUAGCUGGUUCGGACUAUGCAGAUGUUCCAGCAGAACGACAACGCUUGAUCUAUUCUGGUCGGGUGUUGAAAGAUGGUGAUACGCUAGCUACUCAUAAUGUUAAGGAUGGCCAUUCAAUUCACCUUGUCAAGAGUGCCAUUAGCAAUCAGCGCCCAGCUCCUCCAUCCCAGGGCUCCAGUACCACUGCGGGCGACCGAACCCGAACCUCGGGCCUCCCCAACGUACCAACCAACAUCGCGGCUGGAACGGGAAAUAAUCCACUAGCAGGACUCACAGGGGCAAGAUAUGCUGGAUUUGCGCAGUUACCAGGCGCGGGUAUGUUUGGACCUGAUGGUGGUAUGGGGCCCCCUCCAGAUUCGGAAGAAAUUAUUAGAAUGCUCGAAAACCCGCAAUUUCAGUCUAGUAUGAAUGAAGCCUUACAAAACCCUCAACUUAUUGAUAUGAUGAUUCAACAAAAUCCGAUGCUGCUGGAAAUGGGGCCUGGGGUUCGCCAAAUGAUGCAGUCUCCAUUAUUCAGACGAAUGUUGACUGAUCCAAAUGUGAUCCGCCAAAUGACUCAAAUGCAAAGGGCUAUGGGUAUGGGCGGAGGUGGAGGAGCUGGCGGUGGCAGCGCAUUUCCCGCCCCAGGUGUAACAAACACAACCCCCGAGGAGAGCCGUGGUACUCAUGAUAAUCAAAACCCAUCUUCUAAUACCGCCAACGAUACUGCAAAUAUGUUCAACUUGUUUGGUAUGCCAGGAGCCCAAGGUGGUGCUGGUGGUGGAAAUCCAUUCGCCGCUCUCUUUGGUGCCACUCCACCAUCUGGCGCAACUUUACCCACACAAACACCUACAGGUGAUAACAAUGCAGCUAAUACGGGAACUGCUCCACAGCCAAACCCAUACGCAUUCCUACUUAGUCCUGCUUACCUCGGCCAACCUCAAACCAACGCGAACAACCAAAACCAGCAGCAGCAACCCCAAAACCCCUCUAACCCCUUCGCAGCACUACAAGACAACCCAUUCAUCCAAGACCCCAAUUUAUUCACUCAGAUGUUACAAACUCUAAAUGGCGGUGGCCAAAACCCACCCUCUUCCAACAUAGACCCAGCCAACAAUCCGCUUGCAACUUUGUUCGGAGGUGGAGGUGCUGGCAGCCCAGCACCCCAGGAUACCCGGCCGCCAGAAGAAAGAUAUGCAGAACAACUGAGACAACUAAAUGAUAUGGGCUUUUAUGAAUUCGAGCGGAAUAUUGAGGCUCUGAGACGGACGGGCGGGAGUGUGCAAGGCGCGGUUGAAUAUUUACUCAACCAUCCAUGA